GGAUAGCUUGAGGCCGCAGCUACGUUCAUCUAGUUUCACAUUUAGUUCUAUAUGAUAUCGCAAGUGCUCCAUUUUCAAUUCAGGAGCGGCACAGCAUCGCCUUAGCUCGCCUGGUUGCUAUAGAGCUAGAGUCGAUAACGACUUGAAAAGUACUUAGAAAUUGCCUCAAGAUGAGCGACCCAGCACCGACAGUCGUGCCCAAGCAGGGAACCAUGACUACACCAAUGAAUCCUCCAGCAAUUAUUGGCGGAAGGAAAAGCGCGACAGGGUCGUCGAGCACAGCGGCGGCACCCACAGGCGGCGACGAUGUUGACGGUAUACGGAUCAAUGCGGUCGUGGGAGCGAACCCGACCACUUCCGCGCCAAAAGCUCCACCAAUACCACAAGGACAGACGCCUGCAUGGGCCGUCCUCCUUCCGCAAAUGAAGCGCCCCGUUCCGCCCCCACAAACGGGAAAGGGCGCCAGCAGCAGCAGCAGCGCGUCCUUUCAGGCAGCACCGACGUCUACUGCAGGCACCGUCGUGCAGGGUAGUUUCCAGGAGACCGAGAAACCGAUUGCUGUGUUUCAGGAUGGUACCGACCACAUUGUUCCGGCAAGCCCACUGAAGCCCGAGCAACCGCUGAUGAGCGAUGAUGGCGCGCUGGCCUCGCACGUGAACAUAAAACCGGCGCCACUGCCCCGCUCGUCAAAUCCGAAAAUGUCAGCCCUUGCCCCCUUCAAAAGACCGCCGGCGCCGAAAUUGCCCGGAACGCAGGCACUGAUGAUGACCAGCUACCUCCACGCGUCCGCCGCGGUGCCCCAGACCAAUAGCUCGUUAAUCGCGGCGCAUAGCUCUUUAUCCAGCUCCGCCGCCGUGCUAAACGACCCCGACAACUUCCCGGAAGCCGACCGGGACGCGCAAUUAGCGCAGGUGUUUCUGCAAGUCUAUGGCGACGCCGCGAAAGGGAACGGCGCGGAGGGCAUACAGAAGAUUCUGAACCUCCCCCAGACCGCGGCGCUGCUCGGCCCGGCCUUUUUCGCUGCUGUGGCCGGGCCGCAGCUGAAGUUCCGGAACAACCGCUGGGAGCUGGUACGACUCCCGCCGACAAGAAGACCCAACUUCGGCGGCGAGGACGAUGAGGAAGUCGAAAAGUACGAAAAACACACGACCAACCCUGACGGGGAAGACGGUUUCGAUUUCUAUCGAAACGCGAAAACCCGAGAGUGCGUCUGGGUCAUACCCACCCCGGAUCCGCUGGAAACAAGUAAUAGGCCGCAAACUGGUGGUGGGAGUUCCUCCAGUAGCAGCAGCAGUUCUUUUCAUCAGCCCAACAACGCGAUGUUCUUUCCCGGCGCGCAGCUCCCAGGUGCUGGUGGAAUGAUGAUGCCCCCACCCCCCGGCGGCGGAUUCUAUCAGCAGCAAACGCACAAGCAAGUUGUGAUCGAAGACAAGCGGCCGAAGAUCGGCAAGCCGGUGAACUGGCCGGCCAUUGGCAGCACCGGGUGGUUUAAAGUGACCACGGAUACCGGACUGGUGUUUUACCACGAGAAGAAGUCGAAGAAGUCGUUCUGGGAAUGUCCCGAGUACAUCAAGACCGCACUGGAGGAAAUGGAGGAAGCCGAGGCAGAAAUGGACGAAUUCAUCAUCCCCGACGACGAUGCGGAGAUGAGCGACGAAGUCGUGCCGCAACGGUACAACGAGGGUGAAGACGAUGAUCAGCAGUACGGCGAAGAUGAAGACCACGAUGACAUCGACUACGACGCUGGGCAAUAUGAAGAGGAGGUCGGCGGAGCACAGCAGGAGGGCGAUGAGAACAACGAAGAAGAGGACUACAGUGACAGUGACGACGAGGAGGCGGCGAACCCUGGGCUGGACGCCUACAUGAAUUUCAAGCAGAUGAUCAUAGACUUAGAACUGCUCGAGGACGAGUUCGCGACCGCGUUGCCGAAAAUGCUCCACGAGGACCGGUUCAAGCAAAUCGCGGCGAAGGAACGACCCGCGCUGUUCGACGUGAUGAAGAAGAAAAUCGUGCAGGAAAAGCACGAGAAGGAACUGAAGGAGAAGCAGGACAAGAUCGACAACUUUAAAAGCCUGCUGGAGAAGAACACACGCGUUCAAGACACUCUACGGAUGUUCAAGAACCAAACCAGGCCAAACUUCAAUCUCCUUUGGCGCGGUGUGGAACGCCAUGUGGAGCGUGACCCCGCCUGGAAAGCGCUGGAGCGAAAGGAGCGGGAAAGGCUCAUCAAGGAAGCCCUAGAGGCCGUGCAGAAGAAAACCGUAGAAGGGACCGCGGAAGCGAAGAAGGAGUUCAUGGAGCAAGUGGAUCUCUUUCUGCAAGUACCGAUUUUUCGCUAUGUUUCCUUUUUGUGAUUUGAUACAAUGGUCACGUCUUAAGCUUUCAUCUUCCUGGUGAAAUGUUUUUCUUCUGAAAAAAAAAUCAGAAUAACUGGAACUGCGCCAGCGUCGAAUUCCACCUCAAGAAUUAGAAUUUGAAUUGUUAUAAAUACCAUAAUUACGCGUUUUUUCCCACACACUCAGGGCUUCGCCGCGCAAGCGAAGCGGGCGGAGGUCGAGGAGCGGCGGCUGCAGGAGAUUUCAUCCAACAAGCGGCCCAACGAGGAAAACAACAAGUACGAGCAGUUGAAGGCGAAACUGGACAACUCCACCGCGGACGUGGUGUUCCCGCAGUACGGACAACUCGCCGCGAAACUCACCCACAAGGGGCUGACCGGCGCGGAGUGCGAACACAUCUACGACGAGGUGGUGCGCAAACACUUCCAGGCGAACCGGUUUGUCACCGCGAAGCGGCGGCGGGAGGAGCAGAUCGAACGGAACGCGUUGGAGUUGAUGGACCUGAAGAAGAAGCGACUCCAGAACGAAAUCUACACCGUGGUUUCCGCGGCGAUCUCCGAAAAACUGAAGGAAAAAGCCUGGACCUACGAAACAGGUCGGGAAGUCAUGGAAAACAGCAUUGGAGAAAAGAGAUUCAUGGAGAAAUUCGAAACGCAACUCAGGGUAUUGAAUUGAUAAGUUGAUGGAGUUGCAUUUUUUUCUUUGCAAUUGCACGAGCACGAGGCAAACCGUUUAAUGUUUUUUGUUUCUGAUAAAGAAAAAGAUGUACAUGCUACUCAUUGAGUCGGAUAAUUACCUAGGAUUCAGUUCGUCAAAUUGGAAUGCAGAAGAUACCUAUGUGCCUCAACAAACGUAUCAAAACAGGAAGCCUUCAUCAACGACGAGAGUCUCAAUGUGGAACUCGACAACGUCUUCAACCGGUGGAAGGUUGAGUUCCUGGAGGAGCGGAAGAAGCUGCUUUUCAACCAGCUGCGGCUUUCUUUUGGCUCCGUGGAUUCCGUCGACGAAGACUCUGUGCAACAGUUCAUCCAAACGACCCCGGGUCUGCACGGCCUGGCGCAACUGUCUUUCCGCGACACAAUAGUGCCGUGGUUGGAGGAGUGGCGCGGCACGGUGCAGGAGAACCUGAGCAGCAGCUUCCAGAAGUACCUGAUGCAGUGCCAGUACUUUGGCGAGCUCGACGUUCACAAGUACCUCACCAACGCGGACGACUUCGCCCGGCUCGAGGCCCGGCUGGCGCAGAGCAGCCCCUUGUACGCGAAACUCGGUUUCGCGGCGGACGUCCGAACCAAACUGAUCCGCGACCACAUCGAAACGAUUGUACGGAAAAAGCUCCAAGCCGAUGAGGAUGCCACCAAAGCGGACGCGUUUAGCUCCAUGCCCUCGUUUUUAACGACCGAAGAAAUUCAAGCGCGACAAAAAACCCACAAAACCGACAAAAUUCGAGGCGGCAAGUGAUUUUUCUGCUGGUCCUUGAUGUGUAGUGAACAGGACAAGAGAUGAAUCGACGUCGUCAAAGCCACAACUAAGAUUUUCAUGAAGCGAGUGAUAGAUUUUUUCACAUACUCAGCAAAAAGUAGGCACAACGAUGCCAAACAAAGCGAAU
Molecule: messenger RNA, 3942 nt
Organism: Amoebophrya sp. A120
Lineage: Eukaryota; Dinophyceae; Syndiniales; Amoebophryaceae
Source: the annotation of a GenBank genome assembly